CAAGAUAGUGUCCGUGGGAAUGUCCACGGUCAGUCAGAGGAGGACAUGCAGGCAGAGCCGCUCAUUGUAGUCGGAAGAAUGUUGUCUUUUUCGCGGGGACUCGGCGGAAGCGGGUAAUAACAAGAGUUGUGUUGAGAUAAUGGCGGAGCGUGAAGGGGGAGCAACAAGACGAGUGUGUCACAUGGCCGCCACCGCGCCACCUUUCACCUGCUUUCGGACGCUGUGAAGACGCAGGGGCGACAUGUCCAGAGACGGCAUGACGGCCGUACGAGGAGCCCACUCACCGGCGCAUAAAGAGAACGGCCACGCCGCACCGAGCGCCUCCCAGGCCGGCGCCCGCUCCCAGCGCCCCUCUGCGGGGAACACGCCCGACGACACCCCGGGCUCGGCCACCGGCCAGCUGACGCAGACCUGGCUCGACUUGGCCAGGACCUUCGUGCUCAUUUUCCCCGUUUACGCGCUGGGAUACUUUGACUUCAGCUUUAGCUGGAUGUUGAUCGGACUUGUGGUUUAUUUCUGCUGGAGGAGAAACGCGGGGGGGAAGAGAAGCCGCCUCAACCGAGCCUUGACGUUCCUGGAGCGCGAAGACAGCAGCCUCGCACCGGGUCCGACCAUCUCGGACCUGCCGCCGUGGGUCCACUUCCCAGACGUGGAGCGUGUGGAGUGGCUAAACAAGACGCUGAAGCAGAUGUGGCCGUACAUCAGCAAGUAUGUGGAGAAGUUGUUCCGAGAGACGGUGGAGCCAGCGGUGAAGAAGUCCAAUGUCCACCUCAGCACUUUCUACUUCAGCAAGAUGGACUUUGGAGACAAACCUGUCAGGAUCAACGGGGUCAAGGUUUACUCUGAGAACGUGGACAGAAGACAGAUCGUCAUGGACCUACAGAUCAGCUUUGUAGGCAACACGGAGGUGGAGGUGGACGUCAAGCGUUACUACUGCAAAGCGGGCAUCAAAAGUAUUCAGAUACACGGUGUGCUGCGAGUCCUGAUGGAGCCGUUGCUGGGUGACGCUCCCCUGGUCGGAGCUCUGUCUCUCUUCUUCCUCAAGAAACCUCUCGUUGACAUCAACUGGACAGGCCUGACUAAUUUACUGGACAUUCCUGGGCUCACUGGCCUCUCCGACAGUCUGAUUGAAGACAUCAUCUCCUCCUAUCUGGUCUUACCCAACCGCAUCACCGUGCCCCUGCUCGGGGACGUGGAACUGGCCCAGCUGCGCUUCCCCAUGCCGAAGGGUGUUCUGAGGAUUCACUUUUUGGAGGCUCAGGAUCUGGAGGGCAAGGAUAAGUUCCUGGGCGGGCUCAUCAAAGGCAAGUCGGACCCUUACGGCAUGCUGCAGAUCGGCAACCAGCUCUUCCAGAGCAAGACCAUCAAGGAGAGCCUUCAUCCCAAAUGGAACGAAGUCUACGAGGCGUUGGUGUACGAGCAUUCGGGUCAACACCUGGAGAUCGAGUUGUUUGACGAAGAUCCCGACAAAGACGAUUUCCUGGGAAGCCUGAUGAUCGACUUGAGCGAGCUGCACAGAGAACAGAAGGUAGACGAGUGGUUCGACCUGGAGGAAGCGCCCACCGGGAAGCUCCACUUGAAGCUGGAGUGGCUCUCUCUGCUGUCCACGUGCGAGAAGCUGGAGCAGGUGCUGCGAAGCGUGCGCGCCGACAGAAGCCUGGCCAACGACGGCCUGUCGUCAGCACUGCUGGUGGUCUAUCUGGACUCCGCUAAGAACCUUCCAAGCAUCUUCAGCGGCAGUUUAGGAUGUGGAAAUUUAAGCGAGAGACGAGCGUCGGGUCUGGUGUUUUGCGAGAGCAGCGGCUCAGAGUACCGCCGCAUCGGCAACAACCUAUCAGAUUUCAGCUGUGACGGGUUGAAACACGUCUUUAAGGCCCUGAAGUCUGCCAAGAAGAGCAGCAGUGAGCCAAGUCCUUACGUCCAGUUGACUGUCGGUCACAAGACGCAGGAGAGCAAGAUCCGCUACAAGACCAAAGAGCCCUUGUGGGAGGAUUCUUUCUCCUUCCUCGUUCACAAUCCCAGGAGGCAGGAGCUGGAGGUGGAGGUGAAAGACGACAAGGCCAAAUGCACUUUAGGGACUCUCAGCGUGCCCUUGAGCGGUCUACUUGCUGAGGACGACAUGACCCUGACACAGUGCUUCCCGCUGAGGAACUCCGGCCCCAGCUCCAGCAUCAAACUGAAAAUGGCCCUGAGGAUCCUGUCACUGGAGAAGCAGGUCUCCUCCGACCAGCCCUCCCUGGUCAAUGUCCGGAAGUCCAGUCUCCCCCACGCGUCCGCGGCGGCUUCCCCGAGAGUGUCCACCUCCGACUCGCCGCCGCCCACGCACACCUCCUCCCUCACGCUGCACCACAGGGAUGGCGAGCCGUACGCAGCCAGCCCCCUGCGCUCCACCUCCAGCCUGACCGUGGGAAUGUCUGCGUCCCAGAAGCACCUGGCUCACAGGGAGUCCACGCCCAGUCUGGCCUCAGACAUCUCGCUGCCCUUCGCCACCUUGGAGCUCCAGCAGCGAAUGCAGCUGAUCCACAAUGGCUCCGCCCCCAGCCAGUUCCCCCUGGGUGAGGUCCAGCUGACGGUUCGACACAGCGCCCAGAGGAACAAACUCAUCGUGGUGGCCCACGCCUGCCGUAACUUGAUCGCCUUCACCAAAGACGCCUCUGAUCCCUUCAUCCGCCUCUAUCUGCUGCCUGACAAGAGCCGCUCGGGCAGGAGGAAGACCAGCACCAUGAAGAGGACCCUCAACCCUGUUUAUGAUCACACCUUUGAGUACAGUGUGUCUACUGUGGAGCUCCACAGAAGAACUCUGGAUGUAGCAGUGAAGAACAGAGGGAACAUCUUGUCCAAACACAAAGGCCUCUUUGGAAAAGUGUUGGUGGAUUUAUGUGGGGACGAUAUAGCAAAAGGAUGGACACAAUGGUAUGAGCUGAGUGAAGACGGCUUGUCGAGUAAAGGAAGUGUCCAAGGCACUGUUACAUAAUGUGCUUUUAAUACUUUUAUCUAUGUACAUUUGUUAUAUAGUUUACAGGACUCCUUUUCAGCACGUGUUCCUAAUAUGAAGGCUGUAAUAUAAUUGUCAUGAAAAGAGGCACUUGUGUGUUUCUGUUGUUGUUACGUGUGUGUUGCAACUUGCACGGCGUUGUAAAUGAGUCAAAGUUGUUUUUGGUGUGCGUCCAACAUUUCAAACUCUUACAGUACCAAAGGAACACGGUCCGACCCACAAGUUGGCCAUGUAGCAGAUAACCAUCUUUCUGGUUUUGUUUCCUGCAGUGUUUUUUUUGUUUUUUGUUGCUUGAUUUCAGACGUGGAACACACUUACACGCAAAGACAAAAACACAAACGCUCUGUGAAUUUUUCUGGUGGACUUUGUGCAACAUGCAUGGUCUCACGUAUGAGAAGAGCUGUUGGCCCUCUGUGGGGCUGUAUUUAAAAAAAAAAGGAAGAAUUUCAAUAGAUACUUGAAAUUGGAUAUGAUGUGAGGCAUAAAUAAAAUAAAAAUACGGACAACUGUUAAUGUAUUUUAAUAUGCAGGGCUGCCAGCAGUUAUAACUGUUUGUGUUUAUUGAAGCUUUUAAAAAACAACUUGUUAUCUAUCCUGUGCCUUAAAAACAUCACCAAGUAAUUUUGCCUUCUUAAACUUGUUGAUUUUGAAUGAUACGCGGCUUUUAUUGAAUAAAUUGUGUCUUUUGAGAA
Molecule: messenger RNA, 3687 nt
Organism: Nerophis ophidion (straightnose pipefish)
Lineage: Eukaryota; Metazoa; Chordata; Actinopteri; Syngnathiformes; Syngnathidae
Gene: esyt2b
Product: extended synaptotagmin-like protein 2b
Exons: 24
Coding region: 242-2974 (910 amino acids)
Biological process (GO): lipid transport
Molecular function (GO): lipid binding
Source: RefSeq, a predicted model, not a curated record